AUGCGUCUCACAACAAUCUUCCUCUCCCUCGCCUCCCUGGCCGUUGCCGCCGAGCUCGGCAUCGAAACAACCCACAAGGUCGAAUGCACCCGCAAGACCCAGAAAGGCGACACUGUCUCUAUGCACUACCGCGGAACCCUGCAGGCCGAUGGCUCCGAGUUCGACGCAAGCUACAAGCGCGGUGUACCACUGAAAUUCAAGCUGGGAACCGGCCGUGUUAUUAAGGGAUGGGACCAAGGUCUUCUUGAUAUGUGCAUCGGCGAGAAGCGCACCCUGACUAUUCCUCCCGAGUUUGGAUACGGUGACCGUGGCACUGGUCCUAUCCCCGGCGGCUCGACUUUGAUCUUCGAGACUGAGUUGGUUGCUAUUGAUGGUGUUGACAAGGAUGAGCUGUAA
Molecule: messenger RNA, 396 nt
Organism: Penicillium odoratum
Lineage: Eukaryota; Fungi; Ascomycota; Eurotiomycetes; Eurotiales; Aspergillaceae
Gene: fkbp3
Product: peptidylprolyl isomerase family protein FPR2
Exons: 2
Coding region: 1-396 (131 amino acids)
Biological process (GO): protein peptidyl-prolyl isomerization
Molecular function (GO): peptidyl-prolyl cis-trans isomerase activity
Source: RefSeq, a predicted model, not a curated record